CUUUCUUCUUUGGAACUGCUAACUAAAAACUGAGGCAGACUGGUUAAAACCCUAAACCCACCAUUGCCCUUCGCGUCAGGAUUGUCUGAUUUGGAAAGAAAAAAGGGCAUAGUAUCAGAUUGGGCAUGAAUUAGUGAAGAUGCUCCUAAGAAAACAAGGAAUACGUCAUUUAGACGGAUUCUGUAGCAUUUACAAUUUUUCUAAGAGGUUUUCAUCCUCGCCAAAUGGGCCUUCUUCUGGACUUGAUGGGAAAGUUGAUUCCUCUGACGGUGGGGUUAAUUGUGAUAACCCGAGGAAAGUGGAGGGUGUGAGACAAGUGGUGGAUGGUGUGUGCCAAGUCCUGGAGGGUGGUCCUUGGGGACCUGCCCUUGAGAAUGCUCUAUCUGCGCUUGACGAAAAACCUCAGUCCGACUUAGUUAUUGGAGUCUUAAGGAGGCUGAAAGAUGUCGGUCAAGCAAUUAAUUAUUUUCGGUGGUGUGAGAAACAAACUGAGCAAGCACACUGUCCAGAAGUGUACAAUUCACUUCUCCUGGUCAUGGCCAGGAGUAGGAAUUUUAAUAGCUUGGAACAAGUUCUGGAAGAAAUGAGUAUUGCAGGAAUUAGUCCAUCAAAUAAUGCAUGUGUUGAGUUAGUUGUGAGCUGUGUCAGGUCACAGAAACUGGGAGAAGCUUUUAAUCUACUGCAAACCAUGAGGAAGUUCAAAUUCCGCCCAGCAUUUUCAGCCUAUUCAACUCUGAUUGGAGCUCUGUCGACAAUUCCUGAACCUGAUCGAAUGCUGACUCUCUUUCAUCAAAUGCAGGAGCUAGGUUAUGAAGUCACCGUGCAUUUAUUUACAACUCUUAUUCGUGUAUUUGCCAAGGAAGGUCGAGUUGACGCUGCCCUCUCCUUGUUGGAUGAGAUGAAGAGCAACUUUUGUGAUGCAGAUAUUGUUCUUUAUAAUGUGUGUAUAGACUGCUUUGGCAAGAUGGGUAAGGUGGAUAUGGCCUGGAAAUUCUUUCAUGAAAUGAGAAUGAACGGCUUGAUGCCUGAUGAUGUGACAUAUACUAGCAUGAUAGGUGUUCUCUGCAAAGCUGAGAAACUAGACGAAGCAGUUAAGGUGUUUGAGGAGAUGGAUGCCAACAGGAAAGUACCUUGUGUGUAUGCUUAUAACACCAUGAUCAUGGGCUAUGGUUCUGCUGGAAAGUUCGAUGAAGCAUACAGCUUAUUUGAGAGGCAAAAAAGAAAGGGGUGCAUUCCGAGUGUAAUUGCAUAUAAUUGUGUUCUCACUUGCCUGGGGAAGAAGGGGAGAUCUGAAGAAGCGUUGAGGGUUUUUAAUGAGAUGAAGACAGAUGCAGCACCCAAUAUUUCAACAUAUAACAUUUUAAUAAACAUGCUUUGCAAGGCAGGUAAUGUUGAGGCUGCUCUGCGGGUUCAGGAUGAUAUGAGAGAAGCUGGCUUAUAUCCUAAUGUGAUGACUGUAAACAUAAUGAUUGAUCGACUCUGUAAAGCACAGAAACUUGAUGAAGCAUGUUCUAUAUAUGAAGGAAUGGAUCAUAAAGUUUGCAUGCCAGAUGCAGUCACAUUCUGUUCUCUUAUAGAUGGCUUGGGAAGACGUGGAAGAGUGAAUGAUGCCUAUAGACUUCAUGAAAAAAUGCUAGAUUCUGAUCAGAUUCCAAAUGCUAUAGCAUACACAUCUCUCAUCAGGAACUUCUUCAAGUGUGGCAGGAAGGAGGAUGGUCACAAAAUAUACAAAGAAAUGGUGCGCAGGGGUUGCUCUCCUGACCUGAUGCUCCUUAAUACCUACAUGGAUUGUGUUUUCAAAGCUGGUGAAACAGACAAAGGUAGGUCUUUGUUUGAGGAGAUUAAGGCUCAAGGAUUCAUCCCUGAUGUGAGGAGCUAUUCAAUCUUAAUUCAUGGCCUUGUCAAAGCAGGUUUUGCACAUGAAACCUAUAAAUUAUUUCAUGCAAUGAAAGAACAGGGUUGUGAAUUGGACACUCGAGCUUACAAUGCCGUCAUUGAUGGAUUCUGCAAAUGUGGAAAGGUGAAUAAAGCAUAUCAGCUGCUGGAGGAAAUGAAAACUAAGGGUCAGCAACCCACUGUUGUAACCUAUGGUUCUUUGAUUGAUGGGCUUGCCAAGAUUGAUAGACUUGAUGAAGCGUACAUGCUUUUUGAAGAAGCAAAGUCGAAAGGAGUAGAAUUGAAUGUAGUUGUUUAUAGUAGUCUUGUCGAUGGAUUUGGGAAGGUGGGGAGAAUUGAUGAAGCAUAUCUAAUCAUGGAAGAGUUGAUGCAAAAAGGUUUGACACCUAACGUGUACACGUAUAAUUCCUUGCUCGAUGCACUUGUGAAAGCUGGCGAAAUUGAUGAAGCCAUUUUAUGCUUUCAAUCCAUGAAGGAUUUGAACUGUACACCCAACAGUUUUACUUAUAAUAUUCUCAUACAUGGUCUUUGUCGAGUUAGAAAAUUCAACAAGGCUUUUGUAUACUGGCAAGAAAUGAAGAAACAGGGAUUGAAUCCCAACACAGUCACCUACUGUACCAUGAUCUCUGGACUUGCAAAAGCUGGGAACGUAAGGGAUGCUGCUGGGCUUUUUGAAAGGUUUAAGGCUAGUGGUGGUAUUCCAGAUUCUGCUUGUUAUAAUGCUAUGAUAGAAGGUUUAAGCAGUGGAGAUAAGGCAAUGGAAGCAUAUGCACUUUUUGAGGAAACUCGGCGGAAAGGCUGUAGUAUUAAUACCAAGACAUGUGUUGUUUUAUUGGACGCACUGCACAAGGCUGAAUGCCUUGAACAGGCAGCAAUAGUGGGUGCUGUACUGAGGGAAACUGCAAAGUCUCAGCAUGCAUCAAGAUCAUGGUAACACUGGAUAUUGUACAAUUUACUGGAGGGAUAGUAGUUGUGCCUCACUUAGUGGUAAAAAGGGUCUUCUCAUGCCUUCAUGCUGAUGAGCAAAUAUUAGGGAAUGAGAGAUAUUUUGUCUGAAAAGUCUUCAUCCCAUCAAUUCCUUAACAGAUUGCAGUGACUCCCUGCAGAGGCUUCUAACCGUCAGAAUUUUAGGAUGCUGGUGUGUCUACUGUAUUUUCGCUAUGCUCUAUGAUGUCUUUUGGCAGAAGCGCACAUUAUAGUUUCCUGGUUUUUCCUGCUGAUGUUUGUUUGGCAGAUUUUUUAUAUUCAACUUUAUAAAUCUCGAGAAAAAACAAUGCGGUCUCUAGUAUGGAUGUUGUACCGUGAGUUCUAUUGAUAAAUGGCUUUCCCGAGAUCCUCAGAUACAUGUAUUGACCAAACACUUAUGGAUGCAGGUAGACUUUCGGGUUUUCAGUUGCCGGGUGUCAAGGAAUCUAAGUUCGAAUUGACUAUAAUAACUGCAGUUGCAGCUAUGCACCUAACAGCAUCAACCAUUAAUGAUUCCAUGGACAUGAGUUUGUUUCGAGAACCAGUGGUGCUUGAUUACAGAGCCUUGCUAAUAAUUCCGGAUAUUCACUCGAGAAUUGCCGGUAGCAACCAUGAAGUACUCUGCAGCAAAUGUAAAUGUAGAACAUCCCCCCCAACCAUCACAGGACAAUUUUGUUUUUAUAUCUUAUAGGCAUAUACUUGAAGGGCCGGCCAUCUUCUUCACCAAUUUUUUUGUAAUCUUUUAGCAUAGAUAAGUGAUGUAUGCUAAUCUUUGUUUUUAUACUCGUUAGCAUAGCCAGUUUCCUUUGUCCUACUAGGCUACUACCAUGGAACAAUAAUCUUCAGCAUCAUCACAUCUUGUAUUUGAACCUAAGUUUUCUGUGGCUGCUACGCUAUAACCAUCGUGUUCUUGGACCUGUUUUUCUCUCGAAA
Molecule: messenger RNA, 3795 nt
Organism: Rosa chinensis
Lineage: Eukaryota; Viridiplantae; Streptophyta; Magnoliopsida; Rosales; Rosaceae
Product: pentatricopeptide repeat-containing protein At3g06920
Exons: 4
Coding region: 140-2830 (896 amino acids)
Molecular function (GO): protein binding
Source: RefSeq, a predicted model, not a curated record